AUGACACGAAUCUAUCUUACCACGAUAUUGGCUCUUCUGCCACUGGUCAAUUCACAACAAAUUGGACUCCCUGACCUCCACCCAAAACUAGAGACAUGGAAGUGCACAACUAAACACGGCUGCACCAAGCAACAAACAUCAGUCGUCUUAGAUGCACUUUCCCACCCACUCCACGAAGUAGGAAACCAAACUGUUUCCUGCGGAGACUGGUCAAAUGGACUGAACACCGACCUCUGUGCAACAGAAGCGGAAUGCGCCGAGAACUGCAUUCUCGAUGGAGUCAACUACGCAGCACAUGGCGUAGCAACUAAAGGCGAUUCCCUGAAACUCCAUCAAUAUAUGAAAGUGGACGGAACAUACUCAUCCGUUACUCCACGCGUCUAUCUCCUCAACGAAGACGGAAAGAACUAUGAUAUGCUCCAACUCCUCAACCAGGAAAUCAGUUUCGAUGUGGACGUCUCAACUCUCGUCUGCGGUAUGAAUGGUGCGUUGUAUCUCGCCGAGAUGUUAACAACCGGCGGACGAAACGAGCUCAAUCCGGCUGGCGCGCAAUACGGAACUGGGUACUGCGAUGCGCAGUGUCCAGUUCUUCCAUGGGUAAAUGGCGUCGCAAAUUUUGAGUCUACCGGCGCUUGUUGUAACGAGAUGGAUCUUUGGGAGGCGAAUGCAGUUUCCACGGGGUAUACACCCCACGCGUGCAAUAUCACGCAGGUGUAUGAAUGUUCUGGAGAUCUCUGUGGGAGUGGUGGUGUUUGUGAUAAGUCGGGCUGCGGGUUUAACCCUUAUGCGCUGGGUGAUCAUGAAUAUUAUGGGUAUAAAGGAGUUGUUGAUACGAAGAAGCCGUUCACUGUUGUGACGCAGUUUUUAACCGAGGAUAAUACCGCUCAGGGGGCGUUGAAGGAGAUUCGUCGAUUAUAUGUGCAAAAAGGCAAGGUGAUUCAGAAUGCUGUGACAGAAGUGUCUGGUAACAAGGUUGAUUCUAUCACCGAAGAGUACUGCUCACAUUCUGCUAGCUACUUUGAGCAGAUGGGAGGGUUGACGCAGAUGGGCAAGGCGCUUGGUCGAGGAAUGGUUUUGGUUUUCAGCAUUUGGAAUGACUCGGGUGCUUUCAUGAACUGGCUUGAUAGCGGUGAUGCAGGGCCUUGCAAUAGCACCGAGGGAAAUCCGGAACUGAUUCUUACGCAGCAUCCUGAGACAUCUGUUACUUUUUCCAAUAUCAAAUGGGGAGACAUAGGGUCUACUUUCAAGGGAAGGUAA
Penicillium antarcticum is the source of this 1257-nucleotide messenger RNA. Its product is annotated as glycoside hydrolase family 7 protein. Gene Ontology annotation, biological process: carbohydrate metabolic process. Lineage: Eukaryota; Fungi; Ascomycota; Eurotiomycetes; Eurotiales; Aspergillaceae. Gene Ontology annotation, molecular function: hydrolase activity, hydrolyzing O-glycosyl compounds. The record is from RefSeq and is a predicted model, not a curated record. Bases 1 to 1257 code for a protein of 418 amino acids. The transcript has a single exon.